This is a messenger RNA of Canariomyces notabilis, 447 nucleotides long. RefSeq lists its product as uncharacterized. The record is from RefSeq and is a predicted model, not a curated record. Bases 116 to 340 code for a protein of 74 amino acids. The transcript has 2 exons. Lineage: Eukaryota; Fungi; Ascomycota; Sordariomycetes; Sordariales; Chaetomiaceae.
UUCGGAUUUGAGGUUCGCUGUCGAGUAAAGUCUGGUAUCAACCAAUGCUAUAUAGACGUAGUUACAUCUUUUCCCUCAGGCUUUUCAUAUCUUACAUGUACUUCCAUUCCAGGUCAUGUUCUUGUCGAAACCACAUGGAGGAUUGAGCUCUGGUGCUUGCAAGAGACGCGGUUGCCGCCAGGUCGUAGUACUUUUGUCAUCUGUAUCUUCAACAACAACAUGCAAAGGUGUCGAAUCAACCGAUUCCAUACCUUACAUAUACAUUCAUGGUCUGGAUCCCGUCCCAGAGCGAAUAGCAGACGCACAAGAUGCUGUGUCUCCGUCUUGGCCCAAUGAGUGACGGGCCACGCCUGGCUGCACUGCUGCCAUGUCCUGCAUGAUUUCGAAAGCGAACCAUUCACGAUGAUGGCAAUUCAAGCGUUGCAUCUUCGGCAGUUUUAGAUAACG